Molecule: messenger RNA, 1214 nt
Organism: Lineus longissimus
Lineage: Eukaryota; Metazoa; Nemertea; Pilidiophora; Heteronemertea; Lineidae
Product: protein shisa-4-like
Exons: 5
Coding region: 124-591 (155 amino acids)
Source: RefSeq, a predicted model, not a curated record
AUAAUUAUCAUGAUAUAUCAGACAAUGCGGAAGUGCCGAAACAAUCAAUUACGUUAGUAGAUCAUUUUGUUGAAGAGAGACUCGCUGAACGUUCUGCUGUCACAUUAAACGGAUUGCGACAAGAUGAAGGCUCUGUUACUCCUUGUUUUGAUGCUUGAAGGAUUUUACUGUUACGAGUACUGCUCCAGUUACAAAGAUAUAUUUGACGAUUACGAGUCUGGCUUUACGUGUUCUGACUACUGUUGUGGGACAGCCAGCAACAAAUACUGUUGCUCGGAUGCUUGCUCCAGUCUUACUCGGUCGUCUGAAUGUGGGGUUGCCAGUUCUGUUGUCUGGAUUCCGAUCGUGGCUGUGAUUGGUGGCUUGGUUGGCCUUGUCUUGAUAAUCUCCCUUCUCGGCUAUUGCUGCUACCGAUGCUGCUGUGCCACUCCGAAGAACCGUGGGGCAGUAAUCGUGAAUCCACAACAAACGACCACGACAUCUGUUUUCAUGAACACACCUGCCACGUCUUCAGCACCUCCACCAGUGAAUCCCAAUUACCGCCCUGAAGGUGCAUACAUGCAGCCACCGCCAUAUCCUGGCAAAUACUAAAGACAUCACGCGAGAGAUCCGUUGAUGAGCCUGUUACCAUUUGGAUUGGCUUAUUUUGAUUCCCUGAUUUGUACAUAUGUGUAAUUAUUGGUACAUUAGACAGAAACUGUCACGAACAACCUCACUUAGAUCAGGCUCCUCCCACUCACUACUCCUUGUAUUUAAGUGUUUAAACAAUUUAGCCCCACAUUACAUAUCCUCCCUCAUACCUCGACGCAGUCUCCGUUCCUCAUCUGUUGGCCCACUGUUGGUGCGACCAAGGAGUAGGUUGAUGACGUUUGGCGACCGAGCCUUCUCCACUGCAGCCCCAAGGCUCUGGAAUCAACUUCCACGCAGUGCGACAGAAGGUGCCAGCAUCUCGUCUUCAAAUCGCAUCUUAAAUCCUAUCUCUUUGGUCGCUACCACACCUAAUAUGUCUCUCUUUUGUAAAGUGUCACCGAUCACUCUGAGUGGAUUCUGGCACUAUAAAUCAUUUAAAUAUCAUUAUUAUUAUUAUUAUCAUUACUGCUGUAACCAAUCACCAAGAAUUAGAAUUACUUUCUCUCGCCCGGGUCCUGAGUCGGGACCAAAAAUUACUUUACAUCUUAUUUCAGCAACAAUAAAAUAUUGUCUUACUUUAUCUC